GGCGCCUGCGCAAGCGCAGUGCUGGCUGCGGAAUCGUUAAGGUAACAACCGCCUCAGGAUGGCUUCCAGUGUCAAAAAGCCAGCUGUGGCCUCCGCCAGUCAGAAGAGAAAGAUGGGACCCAAACCUGAGCUUACUGAAGAUCAGAAGCAAGAAGUCCGGGAAGCGUUUGACCUUUUCGAUGCCGAUGGAAGUGGGACCAUCGACGUAAAGGAGUUGAAGGUGGCCAUGAGAGCGCUGGGUUUCGAACCUAGGAAGGAAGAGAUGAAGAAAAUGAUCUCCGAAGUGGAUAAGGAAGGCACAGGGAAGAUCAGCUUCAAUGACUUCCUGGCCGUGAUGACUCAGAAGAUGUCCGAGAAAGACACUAAGGAAGAAAUCCUGAAGGCGUUCAAGCUCUUUGAUGACGAUGAAACCGGGAAGAUCUCUUUCAAAAACCUAAAGCGUGUGGCCAACGAGCUAGGGGAAAACCUCACCGACGAGGAACUGCAGGAAAUGAUUGAUGAAGCUGAUCGGGAUGGAGACGGCGAAGUGAACGAGGAUGAGUUUCUGCGAAUCAUGAAAAAGACCAACCUUUAUUAGAGUCGGUGAAGACGUUAAUGACUCGCUGGGUUCCCAGCUUCUCUCUUAUGAAACCUUCACUUGGAGGACAUCGGCUGUCUAAUCCCUUCUCUUCUCCCCUAACUUGUCUAGAUCUGUUUCCAGAUCUGAAGCUCAAUUAAAGAUGAUUAUAAAGUGA
Molecule: messenger RNA, 734 nt
Organism: Tupaia belangeri chinensis (Chinese tree shrew)
Lineage: Eukaryota; Metazoa; Chordata; Mammalia; Scandentia; Tupaiidae
Gene: CETN1
Product: centrin 1
Exons: 1
Coding region: 59-577 (172 amino acids)
Cellular component (GO): myosin II complex
Molecular function (GO): calcium ion binding
Source: RefSeq, a predicted model, not a curated record